Molecule: messenger RNA, 529 nt
Organism: Drosophila pseudoobscura
Lineage: Eukaryota; Metazoa; Arthropoda; Insecta; Diptera; Drosophilidae
Gene: Cox17
Product: Cytochrome c oxidase copper chaperone COX17
Exons: 3
Coding region: 189-419 (76 amino acids)
Biological process (GO): mitochondrial respiratory chain complex IV assembly
Cellular component (GO): mitochondrial intermembrane space
Molecular function (GO): copper chaperone activity; copper ion binding
Source: RefSeq, a predicted model, not a curated record
CUGAUUGUUUCAGAGCACCAUACCUAUCGGUAGGUAGAUAUCGAUAUGCAUCAGCUGUUCAGCAUUCUAUUCAACUGUUUGAGUGUGCGUGAACUUGAAUUCGGCGACAAACACAAUUGUGGUGAAAUAUCUGUCUCUAUCUUGAACCUGUAUCAAGGCCUGUCCAGACAUACACAAUUUCCUCAGCAAUGGGCAGCAGCACAUCCAAGGGAGUCGAAGUCGCUCAAGCCGCUGCAUCAGCACCCGUCGCCGCGACAAAUGCCGCCUCUGGUGCCAAACCCAAGUGCAAGGCAUGCUGCGCCUGUCCCGAGACCAAGCGGGCACGUGACCAGUGCAUGGUAGAGCGCGGCGAGGAGAACUGCACUGAACUGAUUGAGGCGCAUAAGAAGUGCAUGCGCGACGCCGGCUUCAACAUCUAAACAACUCUAACCUCCCAGCCCCCCCCUUCCCACUGUUUGUUUCUGUUGCAUCUCAUGAUAAUUAUUAUAGUCGUAAUUUAAUUGAAAGAGCCAAAUCUGCUCAUGCCGAA